AAUUGAUUAAACAUCUUAUAAAAACAUACCCAGUAGAUAACUCUGUCCAACUAUCGUCACCAAACCAGCAAGUCCAUAAUGAAGACCUUCUUGACUCUCGCCGUUCUUUCAGCCUCUCUGAUUCUUGCGAGGAGUCAUGAAUUGCCAAUAUUUUGUUAUCUGGACAACAAUGAACUGAAGCAAUUUGUUGUGUGCGUGCGAGAGAGAUUUCCCAAAGAGGCUGUUGCUCUGUGGGAUGUUUGUCGAGACCGCAUCUUACCAGGACAGGAUGAUUCUACAGCUGUAAAAAUUGUGUGUACUCCAGAGAAGAAAGGACGAGAGCUUGCAACAUGUUUCGACCCAAUGAUUGAGCUCCAGAAAGAAAGACUCGGGAAGAUCGUCUAUGAAUGUUUUUUUGAAAGCCAGUAAAAAAAGAACAGUUAUGCCGAAAUCGUACAUCGUUGUCAUAAUCCACCAUUCUAAUAUCCAUGUUGUGGCUACGAAUAUACAAAAACCACAACAUGACGGUAUCAUAAUAAUAUGGGGAAAAUAAUAAACGCAUUUUGAAGUACUAGCUACAAGUGAAGUUAAAACCUGCCAAAACGUUUCGACCACUAAUCAGCUUGUUCCUCUUUGGCUACUAAAUGUUGUACAUUAGUGUUGGUGAAUACGUAAAGUGACGGAAAUGGGGCGAGAUGUUCUGUUAGUAUAGUUUCCCCCAAAAGGGGAACCGUAGGCCGUCUUGAAGGAUCACCGGUUUUAACCACUCGCAACACUGUACAGUAGUGUAUUGUCUGUCAGUCAGCCAGAUCACACGAAAAUGAUGUCACAUAAUGGACGCUUAACGUUGCAAUUUGUACUGUCGUGACGUCAGUAAAACUAUGCACUCUGUAGACUAAAACACGGCAUGAAAUAUCAACUUAAAAGCAAGAAAUAAAAAUAUUUGUUACUGUCA
This is a messenger RNA of Limulus polyphemus (Atlantic horseshoe crab), 934 nucleotides long. RefSeq lists its product as uncharacterized. The coding region runs from base 79 to 408 and encodes 109 amino acids. The transcript has 6 exons. The record is from RefSeq and is a predicted model, not a curated record. NCBI's taxonomy places the organism in Eukaryota, Metazoa, Arthropoda, Merostomata, Xiphosura, Limulidae.